Molecule: messenger RNA, 987 nt
Organism: Ostreococcus tauri
Lineage: Eukaryota; Viridiplantae; Chlorophyta; Mamiellophyceae; Mamiellales; Bathycoccaceae
Product: Helix-hairpin-helix motif, class 2
Exons: 1
Coding region: 1-987 (328 amino acids)
Molecular function (GO): 5'-flap endonuclease activity; DNA binding; metal ion binding
Source: RefSeq, a predicted model, not a curated record
AUGGGGAUCAGUGCCCUCUUACCCGCGCUCAAGUCCAUCGAGCGCGCCGCGCACGUGGGUGACGCGUACGGGGGCGCAAAGGUGUGCGUCGAUGCCUACGUGUGGCUCCAUCGCGGCGCCUACGCGUGCUCCAGGGAGCUGUGUGAGGGCGUGAAGACGACGAAACACGUCGAGUACUUCGUGAACAGGGCUCGUGGGUUGAGGCGAAGCGGCGUGGAGGCGGUGUUCGUGUUCGACGGCGGGCGAUUGCCGGGAAAGGCGGCGGAGGAGGCGCAGCGGAGACGAAACAGACGCGAGGCGUUGGAUAAGGCGAAGACGCACGCGAGGAACGGGAACGCGAGCGCGGCGAACGAGUGUUACGUUCGAGCGGUAGAUGUGACGCCGGAGAUGGCGAGGGAGGUGAUUGAGGCGCUGGAAAGGGAGGGUUUCGAGUGUUUGACGGCGCCGUACGAGGCGGACGCGCAAAUGGCGUAUCUGGUGAAGCAUGGAUUCGUCUCGGCGGUGAUCACGGAGGAUAGCGAUCUCAUAGCGCACGGGUGCAAGAGCGUGUUCACGAAGAUGAGUCCGGAUGGUUCGGGGAUCGAGAUCCGGUUCGAGGAGUUGGGGAAGAACCGCGGGAUGAGUUUCGUCGGUUUCACGCCGCAAAUGUUUCUGGAGAUGUGCGUGUUGAGCGGAUGUGAUUACCUCCCUUCGCUCGCGGGCGUCGGGCUGAAGAAGGCGCACAGUUUAAUCCGACGGUUCAAGACGUAUAACAAGGUCCUCCGUCACAUGAAGUUUGAGGGGAUAUCGGUGCCGAAGGACUACGAGGCGCGCUUUGUGGACGCCUUGAUGACCUUCAAAUAUUCGUGGGUGUACUGUCCAAAGAGACAGAAGUUGGUGAAUCUGAACGAUCCGGCGGGCGUUUUAGACGAGAAGACGAUCGCGGACUUGCCACGACUCAUCGGGGGUGUGCCACCCGCCAGAGAUCGCGAGAGCGGUGGCGACUAG